UCUUUAAGCCGGUACGGAAGUAACUGCAGUAUUGACGCAACACUCAGUGGAAGGUCAGGAUUUUCCUCUGCCGUGAAUUUUAACACUUAGCUACUCUUGUUUAACCAAACAACCGGCGACAAAGGCGCAGCCGGUUUCUACGUCCAGCAGUUACGGGACUUCAUGACACUAACGGCGGUGACUCCGAGCAGUAACGGUCACACGGUUACUUAACGCUGCGGUCCGGGACGAGUAUUCGUCUUUGAAUCUGACAGCGCGUCACAGCUCGCUUCAACUCUAACCCCCGAUGUCUGCGCCACAAUGCACCCGGCUGAGCGGAGCGCUGGUGAAACAAGUGCUGGACUCGGUGGACAGCGUCCUGUUCGACUGCGACGGGGUCAUCUGGCGAGGGGACCAGGCCGUCCCCGGCGCCCCGCAGGUCAUAAACCUGCUCAAGGAAAGAGGGAAGCGGGUCUUCUUCGUCACCAACAACAGCACCAAGACGAGGAAGAUGUACGUCGACAAAAUGUCCACGUUGGGGUUCAACGCGAGGGAAGACGAGGUGUUCGGCACGGCGUACUGCUCCGCGAUGUACCUGAAGACUGUCUGCGAGCUGCGGGGGAAAGUGUACCUGAUCGGAAGCGACGCGAUGAGAGAGGAGCUGGAGGCGGUGGGGAUCCAGCAGACCGGCGUGGGACCGGACCACGUCGUCGGGAAGCAGAACGACUGGGCCAACGUGCCCCUGGACCCCGACGUGAAGGCGGUGGUGGUCGGGUUCGAUGAACACUUCAGUUACAUGAAAGUAAACAGAGCCAUGCAGUACCUGACCCAGCCGGCCUGUCUGUUCGUGGGAACAAACAGGGACAGCAGGCUGCCCCUGGAGGGGGGCAAGGCCGUCCCAGGUACAGGCUGCCUGCUGCAGGCCGUGGAGACAGCCGCCCAGCGCCAGGCCCAGACGGUGGGCAAACCCAACCAAUUCAUGUUCGACUGCGUGGCGUCCAAAUUCGGCGUGGACCCCGACCGCUGCCUGAUGGUGGGCGACCGCUUGGACACGGACAUCAUGCUGGGCUCCAACUGCGGCCUGAAGACCCUCCUCACCCUCACGGGGGUCAGCACUGUGGCGGAGGCCGAGGCCCAUCAGAAGAGCGGCUGCGUCGAGAGGCAGAGGAUGGUGCCGGAUUAUUACGUGGAGAGCAUCGCAGACCUUCUUCCGGCUCUGCAGGGAUGAAACCAGCAGCAAGUCCGGCAGGAAUGGCGUAUAGCGACGUGAUAGCUGAGCAGCUUUAAACCCGUGAAAUCUGGCUCGCCUGUCACAUGCCAGACUCCAUUGUCUUCUAAAAGGGAAUAUUUGUCAUUGGAUUAAAAUGAUUAAUCAUCUCUAACUAAGUCACAGCCAAGCAGCUUGCUGAUGCGUGACAGACGAGACAAAGACUCCAAUAUUUAACUAAACCACUAUUAAAACAUGCUAAUUUAACAUGAUAUUAACGAUUGAUUUAUUAAUAAUAAUGUAAGAACAAGGAUUUACAGUAUUGUUUAAAUGUGUGUAUGUUGCUUUUUGGGUGAGUCAGGAAAGUGUACUUUAAAAGAACCAGCCUGUGAUGCAAUCCCGCCCCACCCCACCCCCAUCCUUAAGCAACUAAGUCAAACUCGAGGAGGGAAAUGAGCACACAAGAUGUGUCCACAGUUUUGUAGUAUGUGCGUCCAGAUCUACAGCUGUUUUAGAGUAUAAAUAAUAGGCACAGAUGGGGCCAAAGGGCACUGAACUGGGUCCGACCUGAGUUUUCAGUUUUCUUCACACCUCAGCAGAACAUUUACAGUGGUACUCCUGGUGUGGUGCAAUGCUACCCGGCUCUGUCAUGUUAGUUCAGUAGUGAAACAGGGACUAGUAGUCGUACAUGUUUAAAAGCUCCCCCAAUCUUUCUUUUCCGUCUGUUUCCUCUGACUUGUCCUUGACUCCACAAAUCACUGAAAGCAAUGCUCCAUUAUACAAAUAAAAUUCAAACUAUCUUUACUAAA
Cyclopterus lumpus (lumpfish) is the source of this 1995-nucleotide messenger RNA. It is a transcript of the gene pgp, whose product is annotated as phosphoglycolate phosphatase. The transcript has 2 exons. NCBI's taxonomy places the organism in Eukaryota, Metazoa, Chordata, Actinopteri, Perciformes, Cyclopteridae. Bases 287 to 1207 code for a protein of 306 amino acids. The record is from RefSeq and is a predicted model, not a curated record. Gene Ontology annotation, cellular component: cytoplasm. Gene Ontology annotation, molecular function: sn-glycerol 3-phosphatase activity.